AUGGCCUCAUCAGUCACAGUACCAAAGGACGUGGCCCUCCCAGCAGACGCCCAAGAUACCGUCUCGUCCGUCUCGUGGUCGCCCACCGCCAACCAUGUGGCAGCAGCGUCCUGGGAUGGAAAGGUUCGUGUCUACGACGUCGCUGCGGACGGAUCGCAGGCACGGGGACUAGUCAUGUUCAACACGGGCGGAGGAGGGAGAGGGGCAGGAGGGCCGGUGUUAAGCUGCGACUGGGUCAAGGACGGAACCACCCUCGUCGCAGGAGGAGCCGACAAGAACAUCCACCUCCUCCACGCCGCCACAGGCCAGUCCACCAUCAUCGGCACCCACGACGCCCCCAUCCGAGCCGUCUGCCGCGUGGACGACGACCACCACGGCUCCAUUAUCUGCUCCGGAUCCUGGGACCGCACCGUCAAGUUCUGGGAUAUUCGCCAACCGGGAAGCAGCACCGGUGGUCGGCCCCUCGGCACCCUCACCUGUGCCGAGCGGGUGUAUGCCAUGGCUUCUGCGUCGCGCGCCCUCGUCAUCGCCACUGCGGACAGACAUGUCCACCUGGUGGACCUAGCUCAUCCGACCGUCUUUAUGCGCUCGAUAAUGUCGCCGCUGCGGCACCAGACACGUGCCGUGGCUGUCGCGCCAGACGGGAAGUUUUGGGCUGCGGCGUCGAUCGAGGGACGCUGUGCAAUCAGUUCUGUGGACGAAAAGGAAUCGAGCACCAACUUCACCUUUCGUUGCCACCGCUCGCAGCCUGAAGACACUAGCACCAAGACAGUCAAGGUCUUCACCGUCAACGACGUGCAGUUCCACCCAGCCCACCCCACGACCUUCACCACCGCCGGCUCGGACGGCACCUUUCACUUCUGGGACCGCGUGGCGCACCAGCGGCUGAGAGGGUAUCCAGCAGUGGGCGGGGCCAUCACGACCACGGCGUUCAACAGGGACGGGAGUCUUUUCUUGUAUGCUGUUGGCUAUGACUGGGCUUUGGGCUUUGCUGCGAACUCGCCCGAGUAUCCGGUUCGGUUGAUGGUGCAUCGGGUUGCGGAGGAGGAUGUGAAGGGGAAGAAGGGGUAG
This is a messenger RNA of Cryphonectria parasitica EP155, 1071 nucleotides long. Its product is annotated as WD40 repeat-like protein. Bases 1 to 1071 code for a protein of 356 amino acids. The record is from RefSeq and is a predicted model, not a curated record. Gene Ontology annotation, biological process: transcription-dependent tethering of RNA polymerase II gene DNA at nuclear periphery; RNA export from nucleus. Gene Ontology annotation, cellular component: nuclear pore. Lineage: Eukaryota; Fungi; Ascomycota; Sordariomycetes; Diaporthales; Cryphonectriaceae. Gene Ontology annotation, molecular function: RNA binding; ubiquitin binding. The transcript is spliced from 3 exons.